UUCAAAAAAAUUGAAUAAAACUGAAGUUUUUUAAUGAUUGUGAAACUAAUUGCAAUUGCAAGGACAAGAUGAAAGGCCAACAUGUUGGCUCAUAAUGUGUUACGGUCAAUAGAGUCAAAUACAAGCAGCUGAAUAUAUAGAUAAUUUUCGCAUCGCAAAUCAUGAAUAAAAUAAUCAAUAUAAUUAAAAAGAAAAAAAAAACAAAACUAAAAAACCAAAACGAGUAAAGCUACUAUAAAAUAAUUUGAGUUCACAUUCUGAAAUAAAUACAUAUAUAUUUAUACAUAUAUAUAAGUUAUUCACAUUGUUUUAACGAUUGCACUCAAGAUGUGAUAUAAAUUUACUUCUUUUCAUCAGCGGUAAUCGCAAACCGAAUUUGAGUGGGUUAUGCGUGACGAAGUUCACGCCAUACUUAAGAAACUACGAGAGAUUCUAGUGGAGUGCGCAAGACGAUUUCCGGUACCAUGUUUUCCAGACAACGAGGGUAAACGUACUGAAAAGUUUGUGUUAAUGGCUGCACAGGAUCAGUUAAAGUGUUCCGUCACACUCACUGGCGACAGCAUAACUCAAGCUGAUAUUAGUUACAAAUUGAAACGUGCAUCCAGCCAAGUGCAACGUACGUCCAUAACACCGGAUGCGCCAUGGAAACUUCAACAGGUGCAAGAUGCUGCAAAUCAUCUACAACAAGCUAUCAAUCAUAUUGAUAAUGUUGACGGCAAUUAUGCAUUCAAAUCUCGCGAAGAAGUGCUUCAAAUAAUCGGCGAAUUGAUAGGAGCUCUGCAGCGUGGUCGAACUAGUCUAAUAAUACCAAAGAAAAAGGCAAUAGAUGAACUUAUGAAGGGGCGAAAUAUGAAAUCGCUAACACCUAACCUACCAGAAGAUCAAGCAAUAUCCUUCUUUUUACAAUGCCACAAACUUAUUGUAGCUGUUUAUCAAUUGUUAAACGUUCAGGGAACUAUGAAAAUGGAGGCCACUCAGGCUGAAUGCUCAGUCGGUUGGCUUAACGAGGUGCUUGUGUUGUUCACUGUUGGCCUAACAUUAUGCCAACAGCUCAAGGAUAAAAUUAAUGCAUUUAAAAUGGACGUAUCAAGUUAGUAAAUUACAUGCCAUCUUCAAUAUAUUUUGUUGAACGUAAGUUAAUAUUCAUAUAUAUAUAUAUAUAUAUAGAUCUAUAUAUAUAUAUAUUAUGCCAAAGCCAACAUAUACAGUGUGCGGGUUCAGACCAUUCUAGUACUAUAAAAAAAAAAUAUUAAGUACUAAAGACCUACUAUAUUUAUAAUACCCAACAUGCAAGUAAUAUAUCAUUGGUUAGUUAUCAAUACGUACAUACAUAUCGGCUAUAGAAAAAGGCAUGCUACAAAAAUGUAACUUCCAUUAGUUGUGACGAUAAACCUAAGCACUGUCACAGUCACAGUUACUACAAUGAAGAAGGUGUUACAAAAGCGGGUGGUAACCAAGCAAAUUUAUUGAUCUCAAGCAGUUAAACAUAACUUGAGCAUUAUGUUAUAAUUUUUCGAAUUUCAACAUUCGGUUUUAGUAUUUUCAUUUUGAUUUAAAUAAUAACA
Molecule: messenger RNA, 1565 nt
Organism: Bactrocera latifrons
Lineage: Eukaryota; Metazoa; Arthropoda; Insecta; Diptera; Tephritidae
Product: protein rogdi-like
Exons: 6
Coding region: 388-1095 (235 amino acids)
Cellular component (GO): RAVE complex
Source: RefSeq, a predicted model, not a curated record